AAACUGAUUUUUGGCACAUCAUUUGGCAUGGCAAUGUUUUAUGGUCUAUGUUAAUUUUGAAUUAGUUUUGUAAACAACAGAAUAACAACAACAUAAAUCAUAUUAAAAAGUUGAAGAAUUUAACUCUAACAUACCUGUAAUUUGGGAAUGUAGUUGAUGACAAAUACAUCGAACUUUUAUAUUCGGUAAGCUGCCAACGAUUUGUAGACUUGAAAUCUUUGAAUACCAAAGAAAUGACUACUUUGUGAUUUAUUACAAGCUCACAUGCAAAGGCCUAUUCGCUUCAUAUAUUCUAUUUUCAUUGUAAGGACAUCAGUUAACAUCAAUUUAAUAACAACUCCAGCGAGAUUAUUACACAAGGGUGGAUUUGCAAAAUGUUACGAGCUGACAAACUCCCUCAACAACCAAUCCUAUGCAGGCAAGAUAGUUUCCAAAACGUUGAUGCAGAAGCAAAAUCAAAAAGAAAAGAUGACGCAAGAGAUUCAGAUUCACCAAUCACUUCGACACAAAAACGUUGUUGGCUUCUAUAACUUUUUUGAUGACAACCACAACAUUUAUAUUAUAUUAGAAUUAUGUAGAAAAAAGUCAAUGAUGGAACUUCACAAAAGAAGAAAAGCCUUAACAGAACCAGAAACUAGGUUUUAUAUGAAACAGAUAUUAUCUGGAGUGCAAUACCUCCAUCAGGCAAGGAUAAUCCAUAGGGAUUUAAAAUUAGGCAAUUUAUUUUUAAAUGAUAAUCUGAUAGUGAAAAUAGGCGAUUUCGGAUUAGCUGCCAAAAUUGAAUAUGAAGGGGAGAGAAAGAAGACUCUGUGUGGAACGCCCAAUUACAUUGCCCCCGAAAUUUUAACAAAGAAGGGUCAUUCCUUCGAAGUAGAUAUUUGGUCUAUAGGGUGUAUUAUGUAUACAUUGCUAAUUGGAAAGCCGCCCUUCGAAACAACCACUUUAAAAGAAACUUACUCUAAGAUUAAGAAAUGUGAAUAUAAAUUAUCUCCAAACAUUUCUUCGUCGGCACAGCAAAUGAUAAUAUUAAUGCUCCAAUCAGAUCCGAAGAAUCGUCCAAAAAUCGAUGCGCUAAUAAGACACGAUUUUAUACAAAAUGGUUAUUGCCCACCGAGUUUGCCUGUUAGUGCACUCACAAUGGCUCCGAGAUUUGAAAAUUGUGAUGUGCCUACUCGUAGGGCCCUGAUGGAAAUAAAUAAUGGAGAACCGAUGAAUAUUUCGCCACAAAAGAAACACAACUCCAUUACUGCAGGAUUAGUACCAUCAGGAAAUCCAACAAAAGCAUAUACCAACUUUGAAGCCAAAGAAAAUUUCUUGGCAUUGAAAGGAAUGCUAAUUGCGGUGUUAAAGACGAAACCAGGUAGACAAAGAGCAUUUUCUGAUGAGAUGACAGACCCUUCUGCCCAACCGAUGGUUUGGGUGUCGAAGUGGGUAGAUUACUCAGACAAAUAUGGAUUUGGCUAUCAGUUAUCUGAUGAUUGUGUAGGAGUCAUGUUUAAUGACACCACCAAAUUGAUUAUGCUACCGAAUGGAAUAAAUGUGCAUUAUGUUGAUAAAAAUGGAGACGAAUCAUACAUGACCGUAGAUAAUUACCCCAAACAGCAUGAAAAGAAGAUGAAAUUGUUGUCAUACUUUAGUAGAUAUAUGAGGGAGCAUCUCUUAAAAACAGGUGCUGCCGUAGUGAAAGAAACCGAUUGUAUGUCCAGGACCCCACAUUUGCACCAGUGGUGUAGAUCAACGUCUGGUGUACUUAUGCAAUUAAACAAUGGAACAGUACAGAUGAACUUUGGUGACCACACGAAAAUAAUAAUGUGCCCUCUAUUGGCUGCCAUUACAUAUAUAGACGAAGAUAGAGCUUUUCGUACAUACAAAUUUGAAUCAAUUGAAAAGUGUGGUUGUCCAAUAGGUUUAUAUGAAAAAAUGCGAUAUGCACUUGAAAAGAUCACAGUGCUAUUAGAAAGUCAGUAGGUCCUAUCUAUUUUUUUUUGUUUGUUAAUGUACAAUUUUAUACCUGGUAUUUAUUUCAUUUUUAAAUAAAUUUUUAUUAUUUCAUU
This is a messenger RNA of Diabrotica balteata, 2054 nucleotides long. The record is from the annotation of a GenBank genome assembly. Lineage: Eukaryota; Metazoa; Arthropoda; Insecta; Coleoptera; Chrysomelidae.